GCUGCUCCAAGCUUAGAAAUAAGCAACUACCCCUAUUACUGCUCUUCGACAGACCAAGAUUUAGUAAUUCUCACUCUGUAGAGCAAACCACAAAUCAGAUGCAAACUGAUUCCUUGUCUCCAUCUCCUAACACUGUGUCACCAGUGCCUUUAAACAACCCUACAAGUGCUCCAAGAUUUGGAACAGUCAUUCCUAAUCGCAUCUUUGUUGGAGGAAUUGAUUUUAAGACUAACGAAAAUGACCUAAGGAAGUUUUUUUCCCAGUAUGGCUGCGUAAAAGAAGUAAAAAUAGUAAAUGACAGAGCUGGAGUAUCAAAAGGGUAUGGUUUCAUCACAUUUGAAACUCAGGAAGACGCACAGAAAAUCUUACAAGAGGCUGAAAAACUAAAUUAUAAGGAUAAGAAACUGAAUAUUGGUCCAGCAAUAAGAAAACAGCAAGUAGGGAUUCCUCGAUCCAGUAUAAUGCCAGCAGCUGGAACAAUGUACUUGACUACUUCAACUGGAUAUCCUUAUACAUAUCAUAAUGGUGUUGCUUACUUUCAUACGCCUGAAGUUACUUCUGUUCCACAGCCAUGGCCUUCACGUUCUAUUUCCAGUUCUCCAGUGAUGGUAGCUCAGCCUGUUUAUCAACAACCUACAUAUCAUUAUCAGGCUCCUACACAGUGUCUUCCAGGACAAUGGCAAUGGAGUAUUCCGCAGUCUCCUGCCUCUCCCACUUCAUUCUUUUAUCUUCAUCCUUCUGAAAUCACUUAUCAGCCCCUAGAAAUUGCACAGGAUGGUGGAUGUGUCCCUCCUCCUCUUUCCCUAAUGGAAGCUGCAGUUCCAGAGCCAUAUUCGGAUCACGGAGUUCAAGCAGCAUAUCACCAAGUUUAUGCUCAAAGUGCCAUAGCCAUGGCAGCCCCUGUGAUGCAACCUGAGUCUGUUAAAGAAGCCAGGAUACACUCUUUGAGAAGAAAUUUUUCUCAUCCUUCAUCUAUGAGUUUGAAGCCUCGAUAUGCACGAAGUCCUCACUUUCAUCCUAGAAAAGAUUAUAGAUCAGACGACACAGUGCUCACUACUCCUUCUUCUACAGACUCUGUUAAAUAGAACUAUAGAUAUCUACUAAAUAACUAAUAUGUUAGCACAUGAAGGUAUGUAAUUUUGUAGCUCCUAAUGUUUAUUGAGUACUGCCAAGUCAAAAUGUCUUGGCUUUUUGAAAGGGGUUUAAAGACCUUGCACUUGUAAACAUAAAUUCUUUACACUUAGUAAACAUAAAUUGCAGGAUAAAAUCAUGGUUACCGUUUAUCAAUUGGUAUUCUUAUAUGGUGACACAGACUUGUAAUUGAGUAAUAUGCAGACUACACAUGUAUUGUUUAUUAAUGCCAUUUAAAACUGGCAUAUUUGUUUUACAAGACAAACAAAAUUCACUUUCAUCUGAUAAAUUACAAGAAUGACUAAAUGCAAUAUUAAAAGCCGUUUUUGCUAGACGGAAAAUGCAUACUGUGUUGGAUUCUCGAUACUUUAUUCAGCAUUUCUGUUUGAGCAUUUUAUAU
This is a messenger RNA of Rhineura floridana, 1531 nucleotides long. RefSeq names its product boule homolog, RNA binding protein (gene BOLL). The coding region runs from base 99 to 1085 and encodes 328 amino acids. The transcript is spliced from 11 exons. The record is from RefSeq and is a predicted model, not a curated record. Lineage: Eukaryota; Metazoa; Chordata; Lepidosauria; Squamata; Rhineuridae. Gene Ontology annotation, molecular function: RNA binding; protein binding.